AUGGCAGAUCGUUUGGAAGCAUUGGAGCACUGCUUCAUUCAGAUGGAGCCAUCCCAAACGUAUAACUGUGGCACUUUUUAUCUGUCCAAAUUGGUCGACGGCUACCUCACUCUGACAGACUGCAAACCAACGGAAUGUCGAUCGCUUCAACAAACGAGCCUGCGUUUGGACGACAAUUAUGUACAUCACCUUGGUCUCGGACAGACGGGUCACACAGAUACGGUCUGCCCUCCUGAAGCUGCAAUUCGAGGCGCAGAGGGUGGUGGCAACAGUGACCCUAUCAGAGGCAUCGCCCGAGACGUUGAGGCCUCGAAACCGGAGACACGGGCGGAAGAAAGGUUGUCAGCACAGCCCAUGGCUCCUAUGUAUCCAGGCGAUGCUCAGUCUGACCAAGAGCCUGGUACCUGGUGCCUACGAUCCGAUCGCCAGAGGGUUCUAAGCAGCUGGAUACCAUGGCUGCCUUUGUCUGCGGAACGUCUUCCGGCCGGAGUCACCGUGUUCGUGGGCGGUCUGCCAGAUUGGUUGGCGGUGAAAUCGAGUAAGCGAAAUUAUAUCACAGCUUCCUGUUCCGAUUGA
Protopolystoma xenopodis is the source of this 576-nucleotide messenger RNA. The record is from the annotation of a GenBank genome assembly. NCBI's taxonomy places the organism in Eukaryota, Metazoa, Platyhelminthes, Monogenea, Polystomatidea, Polystomatidae.